This is a messenger RNA of Penicillium olsonii, 1659 nucleotides long. Lineage: Eukaryota; Fungi; Ascomycota; Eurotiomycetes; Eurotiales; Aspergillaceae. The record is from the annotation of a GenBank genome assembly.
AUGGUGAACAGCUUUGUCGGCACUUCUGACCUGACCCUCGUUGAGGCUCCGGUCACUUGGCGCGCCUAUCUGAUCUGUGGCUUCGCCAGCUUCGGUGGUAUCCUCUUCGGUUAUGACUCUGGAUACAUCUCUGGUGUCCUUGGCAUGGACUAUGUCAAAGAGCACCUUGGUCACGCUGUUCCCAAGGAUAAAGAUAACCCUACUGGUUUUGUCAUCCCCACCUCUCGCAAGUCUCUGAUCACCUCCAUUCUGUCCGCCGGUACCUUCUUCGGUGCUCUGUUCGGCGGUGCCUUUGCCGAGUGGCUAGGUCGCCGUUUUACUAUCAUGCUUGCUUGUCUGAUCUUCUCCGUUGGUGUUGCCGUCCAAGUUGGCACCACCAGCGUCGGUGGUCUCGUUGCAGGCCGUCUCGUCGCCGGUCUAGGCGUCGGCGGUGUCUCCUCUGUCGUGAUUCUGUAUGUCUCGGAGAUCAGUCCCCGCCGCGUUCGUGGCCUUCUGGUGUCCGCCUAUCAGUGGGCCAUCACCAUUGGUCUCCUCGUUGCAUCCGGCGUCGAUCAAGGUUGCAAGAAUCGCACUACCAGCUCUUCGUAUCGGAUUCCUAUCGGCUUGCAAUUCAUCUGGGCUUUCAUUCUCGCCGCAGGUCUCUUCUUCCUACCUGAGUCUCCUCGCUGGUAUGUCAGCCGCAAUCGAAUGGAUGAUGCCCUCGCUGCUCUUGAGCGAGUCCGCGGUCAAUCUGGCACUCACCCCGCCAUCCAGGCAGAGUUGGCGGAGAUCAAAGCAAACUAUGACUAUGAGAUGCGGGUUGGAAGUAACUCGUGGGCCGACUGUUUACAAGGGGGUCUCAAGCCCCAGGGCAAUCUACGUCGUGUCCUUGCUGGUGUGUUCUUGCAGAUGUUCCAGCAAUGGACUGGCAUCAACUUCAUCUUCUAUUACGGAACCACCUUCUUUCAACAGAUUGGCAUCAGCAAUGCCUUUCUGAUCUCGGUCAUCACCAACGUCGUCAACGUGGUGACAACCCCUGCCUCGUUCUACAUGGUUGAGAAAUUCGGAAGGCGCAGCCUUCUCAUCUGGGGCGCCGUCGUCAUGUGUGUCUGCGAAUUCAUCGUCGCAAUCGUCGGUGUCAGCCUCCCUGCCGAGGCUCGCGCAGCUAACAUCUGUCUCAUCGUCUUCGUGUGCUUCUACAUCGCCGCCUUUGCCACAACCUGGGGACCUGCCGCUUGGGUAGUCAUUGGAGAGAUCUAUCCUCUCCCAAUCCGAGCCAAGGGUGUCGCCCUCGCUACAGCCUCGAACUGGCUAUGGAACUGCGUCAUCGCCGUCAUCACACCCUACCUCGUUGACAUGGACUAUGGAAACCUCAAGUCGAAGGUUUUCUUCGUAUGGGGUAGCGCCCUUUUCCUCUGCCUUUUGUUCGCCUACUUCGUCAUUCCUGAGACAAAGGGUCUCACUCUGGAACAGGUCGACAGAAUGCUGGAAGAGACUAGCCCCCGGACCAGCGCCAAGUGGGUUCCUCACGAGACCUUUGCGCAUGAGAUGGGUAUGGUAGAAUUCGGACCUAGCGUCGAGGAACCAAAGUCUACUGUCUUUAUGGAGCAUGCCGACGAAACUCCUGUGGAGCCUCACCCUGGUGUUCGUCCUCUCGGCCAUCGCGCCACUGGGGUUUAG